CAGAAGCCAUGGCGCUCUUUCAAAAGCCGUUUAUAGCUUCUGAUCGCUAGAAAAUCUUCUCCAUUUUUUUCGUUCUCGUUUGGUAUAGUCUCGGCUUCACGUGGACUUGUGCUUAUUCCUCGACGACCGUGAUUCAAGAUUCUGAACGGUGGUUCUUGAUCAGUACUUUUUCAUUUUGUGUUUUCGUUUUGGCGGCGUGAUCAUGGAUAUUGAUACGGAGAGCUGUGGUAGUAGAGCCGUGGAUUUUUCGCCGACUCACAGUCGGAACCAGAGGCGCCUGAAAGCCAUUGCGUACGAUCAAGUUCUUCAUCUACUCAAGGACUCGAACUUCGCAGAGGCCAAUCUUCCUGGUUUUGAAGACGAGCUCUGGAUGCAUUUUCAUCGGCUCCCCCCAAGGUAUGCCUUGGAUGUGAAUGUCGAGAGAGCACAAGAUGUUCUUAUGCACAAAAGAUUACUGAAUAUGGCACGCGAUCCUGCUACCAGACAUGCAAUCGAUGUCCGUGUCGUGCAGGCUCAUUUUGCUACUAGUGGAAAUUGCAGUUAUUCAUUUUAUUCAAACUCUCAAAGAAAAGUGGAUCCUCAGUAUACUGAUUCUUGCAGGGAAAAUGAGGCAAGGCAUGAAAUUACAAUUUCAACAAACGACAAGCCCAAACUUUUCAGCCAGUUGACUUCUUUAUUGUCUGAGAUUGGGCUGAACCUUCAAGAAGCACAUGUCUUUUCCACUGUGGAUGGAUACUCUUUGGCCUAUUUUCUUGUUGAUGGUUGGGCACUCGAGGAGACUGAGCUGCUUAGAAAUACGCUUGUCAAGAAAAUACCAAGAAUUCAGGUUCAAGCAGGACAAGCAGAGCUAAACCAAGCUGCGAUGGAUGGCAUGGCAGAGGAUGCAAGUGGUAGAGCUGUGGAUUUUGCACCGAGUCACAGUCGGAAGAAGAGGCUGGAAGUCAUUGCAUAUGAUCAAGUUCUUCAUCAACUCAAGGACUCGAACUUGGCAGAGGCCAAUCUUCCUGGUUUUGAAGAUGAGCUCUGGAUGCAUUUUCGUCGGCUCCCCAAAAGUUAUGCCUUGAAUGUGAAUGUCAAGAGAGCACAAGAUGUUCUUAUGCACAAAAGAUUACUGCAUAUGGCACGCGAUCCUGCUACCAGACAUGCAAUUGAAGUCCGUGUCGUGCAGGCUCAUUUUCCUGCUAGUGGAAACUGCAGUUAUUCAUUUUAUUCAAACUCUCAAAGAAAAGUGGAUCCUCAGCGUUCUGAUUAUUGCAGGGAAAACGGUGCUCAUCCCCCUACUGCUUUUGGGUCGUCACCUGAUACGAAUGAUAAUCCUCUUUGUUGCCGGGCAAUGCAUGAAAUUACAAUUUCAACAAACGACAAGCCCAAACUUUUGAGUCAGUUGACUUCUUUACUGUUUGAGAUUGGGCUGAACAUUCAAGAAGCACAUCUUUUUUCCACCGUGGAUGGAUACUCUUUGGUCUUUUUCCUUGUUCAUGGUUGGGCACUCGAGGAGACCGAGCAGCUUAGAAAUACACUUGUCAAGAAAAUACCAAUAAUUGAGGGAUCACCUCUUCCGACCAUUGUGAUGCGCCUUGUUCUCAGGUUCAAGCAGGGCUAAACCAAGCUGCUUUGGAUGGCAUUUCUCAUAGCAAAUAAAAUAAUUUUCUGUCUUCACAAUUGCUGCAUCAUGGACUCUUCUCUGCCUCGAAUAUACUCUUCUAAAAUUGCAGCAAGCUGUUUCGAUGUCAAUGGCUAAUAUGUGUUUUUGUUUCGAAUAUAUCGUUUGUGGCUUUGAACAAUACAUUAGACGGAGUAGAAGCGUGUUGAAGUUCUGGUUCCUCUUUAUCCUUCCGUUGAGAUCAUUUUCCUGUAAUGUAAACAACGGUGUUAAUUAUUGAAUGUUAGCGAAGC
Messenger RNA from Juglans regia (Persian walnut), 1896 nucleotides. RefSeq names its product serine/threonine-protein kinase STY46-like. Gene Ontology annotation, molecular function: [protein-PII] uridylyltransferase activity. The record is from RefSeq and is a predicted model, not a curated record. NCBI's taxonomy places the organism in Eukaryota, Viridiplantae, Streptophyta, Magnoliopsida, Fagales, Juglandaceae. Bases 203 to 1603 code for a protein of 466 amino acids. The transcript is spliced from 13 exons.